Microdochium trichocladiopsis is the source of this 2739-nucleotide messenger RNA. Its product is annotated as Six-hairpin glycosidase-like protein. Lineage: Eukaryota; Fungi; Ascomycota; Sordariomycetes; Xylariales; Microdochiaceae. The transcript has 5 exons. Gene Ontology annotation, biological process: carbohydrate metabolic process. Bases 113 to 2659 code for a protein of 848 amino acids. Gene Ontology annotation, molecular function: alpha-L-fucosidase activity. The record is from RefSeq and is a predicted model, not a curated record.
GUCCGGCUUUCGAUCAUGACAAGCAUCUAGUUUGGACAAUUGGAUACAAUACAACGGGCAGCCCCUCCUUUGAUACUGUUGCUCACAAGCGUGCCAUGAGAAAGUUGUCGUCAUGCCCAUUAUGAACAAGCUGCUUGGUAUCACGAUAGCCGCUUUGGCUGCAAGCGCCCACGCCAGAACACUAUGGUCGUCUAAGCCUGCGGAUGCUGGCCCGCGCUCUGGUCAGGAAUACAUCCUCAAGACGGCCUAUCCACUGGGCAAUGGGCGGCUGGGAGCUACACCUUACGGUGCCCCUGGGUCGGCCGGGCUGAUGCUGAACGUUGAUUCGCUGUGGUCUGGCGGACCGUUUGAGGCAUCUUUCCGUUUCGAAGGUUGGUCUCUCGCUAAUCAAAAUGGGGAAACUUCUCAGAACUACACUGGCGGGAACCCGCUCGAGCCAAAGUACGAGGCGCUCCCCGAGAUUCGUAGCACCAUUUUCACAAACGGGUCAGGAGACAUGAGCGCAUUGCUUGGCUCGGGCCGCAAUUAUGGCUCCUACCGCGUCCUCGGGAAUCUCAGCAUCGCCCUCGAUGGGGCCGACGGAGGCUUCACUGGAUAUCGAAGGGAACUCGACCUUAAUACUGGGGUGCACACCACGAGCUUCACGUUGCCGUCCCCCAGUAGCGAAGAGGGAACGGGCAGGAAUGUGAGCGAAAGGACAUUCUGUUCUUUCCCAGACCAGGUUUGCGUGUAUCAGCUCACUCUGUCGUCGACGCCUGUGGGCGCAGAGGCGGCUUUGCCAGCAGUCAGCAUCCGGUUUGAGAACAUCCUGGUUGACCAGAGUCUUAUUCAACUCACUUGCCGCGACAACAUGGUGCGCCUGACGGGCGUCACGCAGGCCGGUCCGCCCGAGGGAAUGAAGUACGACAGCAUCGCCCAAGUCACGGACAACGCCCACGCUGGGCAAACGACAUCUUGUGACGAGACAGGGACGCUGACAAUCACCCCGGGCCAAGACCAACAGUCGAUCACGGUGGUCAUCAGCGCAGGCACCGACUACGACCAGACCAAGGGCAACGCAGAGAGCGGCUACUCGUUCCGCGGCGCCGACCCAGGCCCGCAGGUCGAGCAUCAGGCUUCCUCCGCGGCUGGCAAGCCGUUCGCCGACCUCCUCGCCGCACAUAUGGCCGACUACACGCGCCUCGCGGGCGCCUUCGAGCUGGACCUCCCAGACCUGGACAACUCGGCCGCGAUAGAGACGGCAGACCUGAUCUCGCAGUACUCUGUCGACGGCACGGGCGACCCGUACCUCGAGGCCGCGCUCUUCGACUACGGGCGAUACCUGCUCAUCUCGUCCUCGCGGAGCAACUCCCUCCCGGCCAACCUGCAGGGCCGGUGGGCAGAAGGGAUCGACUCGGAGUGGGGCGCAGACUACCACGCCAACAUCAACCUGCAGAUGAACUACUGGCCGGCGGAGCAGACGGGCCUGACCGAGACGUACGAGGCCCUGUGGAGCUACAUGCGGGAUACUUGGGUUCCCAGGGGCACCGAGACGGCGAGGCUGCUGUACGGAGCGGAGGAGGGGUGGGUUGUGCACAACGAGAUGAAUGUGUUUGGGCACACGGCUUUGAAGGAGGAGGCUGGAUGGGCAAACUACCCCGUGGCCGCGGCAUGGAUGAUGCAGCACGUCUGGAACAACUUUGACUACACCCAGGACACGGCCUGGCUGCGCGACUCGGGCUACCCACUGAUCAAGGGGGUCGCGCAGUUCUGGCUCUCGCAGCUCCAGGACGACGCCUUCACGGGGGACGGCACGCUCGUCGCGAACCCGUGCAACAGCCCCGAGCACGGCGGCACGACGUUCGGGUGCGCGCACUACCAGCAGGAGAUCACGCACGUGUUUGCGGCCGCGCUGUCGUCCGCUGCUGCUCUCGGGGCCACAGAUGACAACGACGACGAGGAGUUUCUGGCCAGCGUGGCCGCGAAGCUGGACAAGCUGGAUAAAGGCCUGCACUACGCGUCCUGGGGCGGGCUUAAGGAGUGGAAGCUCCCAGAGUCGUACGGCUGGGACGUGCCCAACACGCACCGCCACCUGUCGCACCUCACGGGCUGGCAUCCCGGGUGGGCCAUCUCGUCGUUCCAGGACGGGUACCGGGACGGGCAGGUCCAGGCGGCCGUCGAGCAGACGCUCGUCUCGCGCGGGCCGGGCAACGCCGAGGACGCCAACGCCGGGUGGGCCAAAGUGUGGCGGUCCGCGUGCUGGGCGCGGCUGAACAACACGGAGCGGGCGUACUGGGAGCUGCGGUACGCGAUCGAUGUCAACUUUGCGCCCAACGGGCUCAGCAUGUACAAGGCGACGAAUCAGCCGUUCCAGAUCGAUGCCAACUUUGGGCUGGCGGGCGCGGUGCUGAGCAUGCUGGUCGUCGACCUGCCGUUGCCGCACGAUACUGCCGUGAAUGCUGCUGCUGCUGGGUUGGAGGAUGCGAGGACGGUGGUGUUGGGCCCGGCGAUUCCAGCGAGAUGGGGCGGAGGCAGCGUCAAGGGGCUUCGCAUCCGUGGUGGUGGCUCCGUUGACUUCAGCUGGGAUCAGAAUGGCCUGGUCAAGGACGCGCUGGUGAUGGGAAGUAAAUCAAAGGUCAGGCUCGUGAACGUAGAGGGAGAUGUGCUGGCCGAGGCAUGAGCCAGCCCAGGUUACACAGUGUUUGACCAGAGCAAAACCACCAGAACUGCUUGGAUAGAAUUUGAGUCGCAAAAGAGAAG